AUGUUAUUUCACAACUAUGAGAUUCUGUCUUGCAGUCGGCAGAUUGGUACCGAGUCCUAUAACAAGUAUGUGCAGCAAUUUCUCCAAUGGGAAAAAGAAGUUUUCGAAAAAAAAGCUAAAGUUGUUGCACUCGCUCAGUCGGAAGCGGCCAUGGCAGGGCCGGCUAACGUCGAUUCGAUUCUAGGGCAAUUGUUAGAUGACGUUCUUCCUAUGGAGUUUCUAAUGGCUCUUGUGACUGUUCACAUGAAAGACAACACAUUUCUACCUUGUGUAAUAGAGAACUUUAGAAAGGCACAGACUGGCGAGUUGGAUCAAUCGAAACUUCUAGCUUCUGCGUCUCAAUACCAUCCUUCCGUUGAGAAUGAGCAGGAAAGAAGACUGGGAGGUUCAGAAGUUGGGGGACUCAAACAGCACAGUUCUAUCCAUCCUGUUGGCACCGCAGCUCAUGCAGGUUUGGCACUACACGCUGCGCCUAACAACGCCGUUACAUGGGUCACGACUACUGCUCCGGCCGGUCCUAAAUACAGGCCGCCAUCACCUGUUCGUGAUUACAAGAAUCCCGUAGCGAGCAUGCCAUUUCGAGAUUUCAGUCAAUGA
Molecule: messenger RNA, 597 nt
Organism: Cooperia oncophora
Lineage: Eukaryota; Metazoa; Nematoda; Chromadorea; Rhabditida; Trichostrongylidae
Source: the annotation of a GenBank genome assembly